Molecule: messenger RNA, 1218 nt
Organism: Symbiodinium sp. CCMP2456
Lineage: Eukaryota; Dinophyceae; Suessiales; Symbiodiniaceae
Source: the annotation of a GenBank genome assembly
AUGGAGUACGGGUGGGGCCUCUCCUUCAGAAGGCCAACCUGGACCCCCACCCAUAUAGUCCAAAAAACAUGGGGCGGUCGGGUAAGACCCUGCGAUCCCUGGCUUGGUAUUCGAGGCCCUUUGCGUGCCCAUUACUGCAACUGUUACAGUGGAUCCCUCGCACGAAUUUCCCGAAGCUGCUGCGAGAGUCGGUCAUGCGGCUCCCGCCCCCCACAGCCAAGGACACCACUCAUAGCCUGGCUAUGUAUCUCUGCGGUCUUUGUAAUUUGGCUCGUCUUCGUGGCGGUGGCUUUUUGCGCUCGCAAGUAUCACCCUGAUCCAACAUGGUUCACGUUUUUCAGCAUCCUCGCGGCCAUCUGCGCCGUUUGGGGCAUCCUUGCAGGGUUGUCCAACUUGCGAGAGUAUGAGGAUCCAUACUACACGCUUCAAGAGAUGCGUGACGCCAAAGGCCCAAACGGCACCGGAGUGAACCCGUCGCUCGUGUCUGGCGAAGAUGUCAUGGAUGCAGGCGUUCUGACCUUCCAGCAGGGCAGCAUGUUCGAUGCGGACAGGACAUGGCACUUCAUGGGUUCGCAAUCGCUUGGCCAGCCUGGCUUCACCGUCGUCACAAUGGUGGAAAUGCAGCCAGGCAUUUGCAAGAUGGAGUUCGCGAUGGGCUCUCAUGGACUCACGUGGAAGACGGGCAGCACAGAGGUGGAGCGCGUCUCAUGCCAAGCACGGCUUCUCGGAGUGAAGCCUGGAUGGAGCAUCAGCAUGAUCGAUGGGGUGCCAAUUGAAACCAGCUACCAAGCAUGGAAUGAGCUCAUGCGAUGCAAGAAGUCUGGCAAGAAGUACCAGAUCUACUUCACAAAAGAUGAGAACUCCAUCCGUGAAGAUCAGGCAAAGGCGGAAGCCGAGAAGGCCCGCAAGGCCAAACAGGAGGAGGAGCGCAAGAAGCGUGAAGAGAUUGAGAAGAAGAUUCGCGAGGAGGCCGAGAAGAAGCGCGCCGAUGAGAUUGCGUCCAAGAAGCAGGAGUACUGGGACAAGCAGCAGGCCCAGCAGGAAGAAGGAAAAGAGGAGGAGGGCGGGCCGGCUCCGGGAGCCGAGGAAGCGGCCGGCUCCGGGUCCCCGGCGGAAGCGGAGGGAGAAGGAAAAGCCGAAGCCACGGAAGCGGUGGAAGAGCAAAGAGCAGAAGCCGGCGAAGAAGCGGCCCCUGCAGAGCCACCGAAGGAGGUUUAG